UUUACUUCAAACAGUAUGGAUGCAUCAAAGUUGAACACAACCUAUUCUGACAUAAAACAGGAAGCAGAACUUAUACAUGCUCUGGCUGUGUUCCUGCCCUCCCCUUGCCAUCUUAAGGAUCCUGACAGUCUGAGCCUAGCUGUCAGGCAGGUUUCAACACGGGCGUUUCACCCUGAAGACAGAGAGACCGAAAAAGAUCCUUUGAGAAUGUCGAGCUCUCUGGUUGUGUGUGAGGUGGAAGAAAGCCUGAUUGCUAAGCUGAAACAGUUUAGAUUUCGAAAAGAGACCACCAAUGCUGCCAUAGUGAUGAAAAUAGACCAGAAGAAACAACUUGUUAUCCUUGAGGAGGAAUAUGAGGACAUUUCAAUGGAUACAUUGCGAGAGGAACUUCCAGAGCGGCAACCCAGAUUCGUUGUCUACAGCUACAAAUAUGUCCAUGAUGAUGGGAGGGUUUCUUACCCUCUGUGUUUCAUAUACUCCAGUCCAAAUGGAUGUAAAACAGAACAGCAGAUGAUGUACGCCGGCAGCAAAAAUGAACUGGUCAAGACUGCAGAGCUCACAAAGGUCUUUGAAACAAGAAACACUGAGGAAUUGACAGAGGAAUGGCUGAAGAAAAAGCUGGGUUUUUUCCGCUAAAUAUGCAUCUCCCAUCCCCUCAAUAUCAUCAGUCCUUACCUUUGUGAAUCAGAGUCAGAUUUUCAUUGUCCAAUGGUUGUGCAUGUUACUGCUGUUAAAUGAUUUACUGUUUGAAAUCCAUCACUUCAGAUAUAAUGAUCCCAUAUUAGUGCGCUGUAACUGUAUAAAUCAAACAUUAAAUCAUUUUUAAAAAGGGA
Messenger RNA from Acanthopagrus latus (yellowfin seabream), 833 nucleotides. It is a transcript of the gene gmfg, whose product is annotated as glia maturation factor, gamma. NCBI's taxonomy places the organism in Eukaryota, Metazoa, Chordata, Actinopteri, Spariformes, Sparidae. Gene Ontology annotation, molecular function: Arp2/3 complex binding; actin binding. The record is from RefSeq and is a predicted model, not a curated record. Gene Ontology annotation, biological process: actin filament debranching; negative regulation of Arp2/3 complex-mediated actin nucleation. The coding region runs from base 16 to 636 and encodes 206 amino acids. The transcript has 8 exons. Gene Ontology annotation, cellular component: actin cortical patch.